This is a messenger RNA of Huiozyma naganishii CBS 8797, 795 nucleotides long. RefSeq names its product cystinosin-like protein ERS1 (gene ERS1). The record is from RefSeq and is a predicted model, not a curated record. Gene Ontology annotation, biological process: L-cystine transport. The transcript has a single exon. Gene Ontology annotation, molecular function: L-cystine transmembrane transporter activity. Gene Ontology annotation, cellular component: vacuolar membrane; fungal-type vacuole. NCBI's taxonomy places the organism in Eukaryota, Fungi, Ascomycota, Saccharomycetes, Saccharomycetales, Saccharomycetaceae. The coding region runs from base 1 to 795 and encodes 264 amino acids.
AUGGCGUUUCCCUUGAUAGCAGACAGGGUACUGGGUGCCGUAUACGUUGCUGCGUGGUCUGUAUCGAUGUACACGCCCGUGGUGACGAACUACGCAGUGCGGUCGUCGAACGGUGUCUCGCCGGACUUCGUGGCGCUCAACACGGCAGGUUACUUCUACCUCGUGUGCUCGUACUUGCUGCAGAUGUUCGGGUGGGUGCCCGCCUCCGAAGACAGCGCGUCCUCGAAACUGGUGGCCCCGAACGUCUCGCUGUUUGACUUGCUGUACUGCACGCACGGCGAGCUUCUGAACGUCGUGCUGUGGACGCAGGUCAGGUUCGGCAAAGUGCUGUGGGGGUUUCAACACGACCACUCGCGCCGGAUGAAGCCCGUGUACUACCGUAUCUUUGCCCUCUCGGUGCUCGUAUUCGUUCAAUUGACGGCGAAGUUCACGUACGACUGCGUGCAAUUCGGGUGGGACAACCACCGGACGCUGCGCUACUGCAACAGACUCUUCCUGCUCAAGAUCUGCAUGUCACUCAUCAAGUACGUCCCGCAGGUGCGGCACAACCACGAGCGGCGGUCCGUCAAGGGGUUCUCCAUUCCGGGCGUGAUGCUGGACAUCGCGGGCGGUGUCUGUUCUCUGUUGCAACUGCUUCUGCAACUGGCAGGCGAUGGGGCCUUCACAUGGUCCCUCGUCAAGGUCAAUUUUGGCAAGAUUGCGCUCUCAAUGGUGACGCUCAUGUUCUGCCUCAUCUUCAUACUGCAAUGGGUAGUCUACGACAAGUCGAAGGUCAAACAGCUUGCCAAGUUCUAA